GCUCAAAUUCCGGAAUUUGCGCAACUUGGACCUUUGUUCCACUCAUCCGCACGCGUGGCUCUUACCGAUGAAGUCACCGAAUAUACUGUCCAUGCUAUCAAGCACAUCUUUACCAAUCAUGUAGUUAUCCAGCUGGAUUGUAAAAACACAUUAAAUGACCAGCUGCUGGAAAAUGUAUUUGUGGAAUUGGAAGAUCCCGAUGGGGAGUGGUCCGUGGAUCACACAAUUCCUAUUGAUAUUUUGCCAUACAAUGAGGUGAAACCUACGUAUGUGCUGAUGGAGUUCCCGGAAUCAGGUUCUGUGACGGGAUCUUUUGGGGCGACGUUGAAAUUCAACGUGAAAGAUGUGGAUCCAGCGACCGGAGAACCAGAGUCGGACGACACCUAUGAGGACUGCUAUGUGCUGGAGGAGCUAGAGCUGUCUGUUGGUGACUUGGUAGCUCCGGUGAUCAAGCAAAACUUCAUGGUU
Molecule: messenger RNA, 468 nt
Organism: Strongylus vulgaris
Lineage: Eukaryota; Metazoa; Nematoda; Chromadorea; Rhabditida; Strongylidae
Source: the annotation of a GenBank genome assembly